This is a messenger RNA of Choloepus didactylus (southern two-toed sloth), 2561 nucleotides long. RefSeq names its product rhotekin (gene RTKN). The coding region runs from base 529 to 2184 and encodes 551 amino acids. The transcript is spliced from 13 exons. Gene Ontology annotation, biological process: signal transduction; septin ring organization; actomyosin contractile ring assembly. Lineage: Eukaryota; Metazoa; Chordata; Mammalia; Pilosa; Megalonychidae. The record is from RefSeq and is a predicted model, not a curated record. Gene Ontology annotation, cellular component: actomyosin contractile ring.
GACUCCGUGGGCCUGGGGUGGAGGGCGGGGGACAAAGCUGCAGCUGGCUGGGAAUCGGGGCCGGUUUCCUGUCUGGAAGGGAAGGGGCCCGCAGAGGGGAGCGGGGACAGCAGCAGCAGACAGGCACACACCCCUGCCUUCCUCCCUCUCCUCCCUUCUGCAGGAAAAGCGAGCUGGGAGAACAGCUGCCACCAAAGCAAAACUGGACACUCUGUGCCCACAGUCCCCUCAGCAGCUGGCCUCCCCUCCUAGGACCCUGCUCAUCCUCCCCUUGCUUUCCUGUCCUCUCCUUGCCUGGCUCCCACCAGGGCCCUGGAACGGCACUAGGCAAGGAAAGUUUGUCACAGCAGCCAGAGGGGUCUAACAGGAGCGUGGAGGGACAGGGCCAGCCUUUGCCCAUUGCCCAAAAGCUGCCCAUCUCUUCCAAGACCGGGGGAGCAGCGGGUGGAGGAAUUGUGGGACAGUGUGCCUGCCCCCACCCCCACCCUUCAGGGGUCUGCAAGGGAAGGGACACUGGGGGACACAGAGAUGCAGGACAGAUUGCACAUCCUGGAAGACCUGAAUAUGCUCUACAUUCGGCAGAUGGCGCUCAGUCUGGAGGACACAGAGUUGCAGAGGAAGCUGGACCAUGAGAUCCGGAUGAGGGAAGGGGCCUGCAAGCUGCUGGCGGCCUGCUCCCAGCGAGAGCAGGCUCUGGAGGCCACCAAGAGCCUGCUGGUUUGCAACAGCCGCAUCCUCAGCUACAUGGGCGAGCUGCAGCGGCGCAAGGAGGCGCAGGUGCUGGGGAAGAUGGCCCGGCGGCCUUCUGACAGCGGGCUGCCGGCUGAGCGCUCCCCGUGCCGGGGCCGGGUCUGCAUCUCCGACCUCCGGAUUCCACUCAUGUGGAAGGACACAGAGUAUUUCAAGAACAAAGGGGACCUGCACCGCUGGGCUGUGUUCCUGCUGCUGCAGCUGGGGGAACACAUCGAAGACACGGAGAUGAUCCUGGUGGACAGGACGCUCACGGACAUCUCCUUUCAGAACAGCGUGCUCUUCACUGAGGCAGGGCCUGACUUUGAGCUGCGCCUGGAGCUGUAUGGGGCCUGCGUGGAAGACGAGGGAGCCCUCGCUGGAGCCCCCAAGAGGCUUGCCACCAAACUCAGCAGCUCCCUGGGCCGCUCCUCUGGGAGGCGUGUCCGGGCAUCGCUGGACAGUGCUGGGGGCUCAGGGAGCAGCCCCAUCCUGCUCCCCACCCCGGCUGUGGGGGGCCCCCGCUACCACCUCUUGGCUCACACCACGCUCACCCUGGCGGCAGUGCAGGAUGGGUUCCGCACACACGACCUCACCCUUGUCAGUCAUGAGGAGAACCCCGCCUGGCUGCCCCUUUAUGGGAGUGUGUGUUGCCGCCUGGCAGCCCAGCCUCUCUGCAUGACUCAGCCCUCUGCAAGUGGUACCCUCAGGGUGCAGCCAGCUGGGCAACUGCAGAACUGGGCCCGGGUGCACGCUGUCCUGAAAGGCACGGACCUCUUCUGUUACCGGAGACCCGAGGAUGCAGACGCUGGCAAAGAGCCGCUGUUUACUAUUGCGAUCAACAAGGAGACUCGGGUCCGGGCAGGGGAGCUAGACCAUGCCCCGGGGCGGCCCUUCACCCUGAGCAUCAGUAACCAGUAUGGGGAUGACGAGGUGACACACACCCUUCAGACAGAGAGCCAGGGAGCCCUGCAGAGCUGGAGGGAGGCUCUGUGGCAGCUCUUCUUUGACAUGAGCCAGUGGAAGCAGUGCUGUGAUGAAAUCAUGAAAAUUGAGACUCCCGCUCCCCGGAAACCACCCCAAGCACUGGCCAAGCAUGGGUCCUUGUACCAUGAGAUGGCUAUUGAGCCGCUGGAUGACAUCGCAGCAGUGACAGACAUCCUGGCCCAGCGGGAGGGCCCGAGGCUGGAGAAGCCCCCACCCUGGCUAGCAAUGUUUGCAGACCAGCCUGCCAUGCCCAGCCCCUGCUUGCCUGCCUCAGUGGCCCCAGCCCCAGCCCGGACCCACCCACUGCCCUGGGGACGACCCCGAACCUUCUCCCUAGAUGCCAUACCCCCAGACCACUCUCCUGGGGCUUCCCGCUCGGUUGCUCCUCUCCCCCCACAGCGAUCCCCUCGAUCCAAAGAUCUCUGCAGCAAAGGGCUGUCCCGCACUUGGCUUCAGUCACCAGUAUGAGAGAAAGAAGUGCUGGUAAUGGGACGCGGCCAGGAGAGGAAAUGACCUUUGUGCAGCUGGGCUCUGGCCACGGCGCAGCAGUGGCAGGUGGGCUGGCCUGGCCUCCCCCUCCUCCGCCGGAUUGGGGGUAGGCUGGGGAAGAGGGGCAGAAGCCCCAGUCAAGCUGUGGUUGCCAUGGUGCUGAUGGACUCACUCCCGGGGCUUGCUGGGACCCCCUGCACCCUUCCUGGGAGAAAACUGGAACCAACCCUGCCCUACCUCCCUGCACUAAUCAGCUUUGAGGAUGGCACUGAAGAGCCCUGGGAGGGAAUGCCCCUCCCUUGAGACUCCCACAUCAACCAUUAAAAUUAUUUAACAGCAGCUUUCACCUGGUUCUC